AUGGCAACUCCCGCUGACGAGACCGAAACCACCUCGCUAGCCCAGCGAGCACCGGUUGAACUUAUCCCAUCAAGAAGCUGGCAUCUAUGGUUAAUGGUAGUGCCUGGUCUAGUCGUCUUAACGUACGACGCGACCCUCGAGCAGAAGAACCCGUGUAUUCGAUCUCAAUUGAGAAGCUCUUCACUCAGGCUGAAAUGGGGUGUGGGAAUUCCCUUUCUGAAAAGCCCUAACACUGAGACUACGAUUGAAAGUGAAUCUGCGAUGUCAUUCCCUUAUCCCACUGCAUUUCGAAAGUUACUCGAGUCUCGCCCGCAGAGACAGGUGCUAGAGACAAUACAUAUCAAAGGCGAUAAUUUUUUCUUAAGUUUAUUGUCUGGUCUCCCGGGAUUAGGGAUUCUCUCGGCUUUCGUUUCGGGACUAUCGUACGAGGCAAAGACUGGUCCUAUACUAGACGAAGAGAAUAGACAGGAGCCUCUGGCCCAAGAAGAAUAUGGAUCCAGAGGAAUCACCCAUCAGCAAUGGGGCAUGUGCUAUUCAGUGUUUAAAUUCACGCGCACCUCGGCCAUUGAGCGUGAGAUCCUGAUCCAACCUACAUAUGUGACCAUAGGUAUAUUCCGCCGUGGUCAAAAUAAUCCGCAAGAGCGGAUUGUGUUCGUUGCUCACCCAGCAAUGCUCUUCGGGGAGCUUCGCUGGGGUAUUUUCCGGCUUCGCGGGCUGAGCAGUGCCUUCUUAUCUUUGAGACAGGUCAAGACUUUUAGAUUGUAUAGAUGUAACCAUCAAGAGGGAACCCAUGAACGCAUCCAUCUUGAUAAGAAUGAGGCCGCGGAUUUGCAGGUCCUUCUGCAUAUGUAUAAGAGCUGGUUUGUCCCUGGCCAUAUUGCGCUGGCUUGGGCGAACUGGAUCCAUCAGACGCUGAAUAACAGCUCGCUCGAUGUGGUCGAUGGGACGUAUGCGAUUGAGGUUGUGCUCGAUUGGUCGGCGAAACGAAUCUCAAUUGUGAUACUCUUUCCAGUGCUGCUGAGCUUAGCAAUAGGACUCUGGCUUAACUCAGCCGCCUGGACAGACCUCGCAACUAUACAGACCGCUUGGGGUACUGCGUCAUAUGUUGUUACUGCUGGAGGCCUGCUUGCAGCAUUGCUGGCUAUUAUCAGCAGCAUUGCGAAUGAAUAA
Trichoderma atroviride IMI 206040 is the source of this 1170-nucleotide messenger RNA. RefSeq lists its product as uncharacterized. The record is from RefSeq and is a predicted model, not a curated record. Lineage: Eukaryota; Fungi; Ascomycota; Sordariomycetes; Hypocreales; Hypocreaceae.